UGCCCGAGCCUCAGCCCGGGGCUGCCCGAGAGGGAGGGGCCGGAGCAGGGACGCUCCAAUCAGCCGGAGCCUGGCCACUGCCUCGCACAACCGGAUCAGCAUUCCGCCUGGACUCUGCCAUGGACGGGACCGGAGCGCCGAGUGCAGUCCGAGACACCACCGUUCGCUGAGUAUGAGUGGCCACAGGCCUGCCCCCCCCCGGGGCAGCUCAUCCCUGGAGGCAAAAUCAGGUGCGAGGGUGCAUAUGGCACCCCAGGGUGCGCCACCUACCUCCCCUGACCCCCCUUCCACGGACCCAGAGCGGAGCACACGCUGCACCAUACUCACCUACUUCACUGGAGACAUCAACAGCAUGGUGGACGAGCACUUCUCCCGAGCACUGAACCGUGCAAAGACACCCGCCAUCGCCGGGGCCAAGAGGAAGGCAGACAGCAUUGAGAGCCGAGCAGGCGAGGAGAUGCCAGCCCCGUGGCCUCCGGCCGGUCUCUGGCCACACCCGUACCUGGGUCCCCCACCACCCGCCGCCCGGACCGCGGGACCGACACCCAGCGACUACCAGCCGGGGCUGCGGGCCGGGACCUGGCUACUCCCGGGCGGCCAGCACGUGUACCCGGCGCCCGCCGACCCCGAGCGCCGCUACAGCCCGCUGCUGGUGCGGAUCCCGGGACAGAACCGGGCUCCCCCGCCCCGACCCAAGGUAACUGGCCCCGCCACCUGGACCGCCACCCCGCCCGGACUCCCCAGCGCCCCGGGGGCGGCGGCGGCGCCGAGACCCGAAAGGUGGAGCAGCGAUGAAGGUUUGGAACGACAGGAGCUUCAGGGAGACAUUUAUUGGUAUUAGCGCCUCUCCCGACUCCCGCCUCGUCCGGCCCUAGUGCCCGGGCUGCGGUCCCCGAACUGAAGGCACCGUGUGCGGACUGCCCCACCACUCAACGCACAGUUAGGAAGUCACCGUCUCUCGCUCCAGGUCGGAUCUACAUCUGGGACCUUCAGGGAACCUGGCGCGGGCAACAGCUUCCAGCGGCGGCACGGAUCCCGAUUGACUCGACCCACACCGCAGGCAACACCGGCGAUGGCACGGACAGCUCACCAGGGGGAGGGAGGAGUGGAGCUGGGGAAGUCCGGACUCGGGGUCCGGGCAGGCAGCGGAGGCAUGGCCACCAUCGCAGAUGUGACGGGAAUAGGCGGACAAUUCAGUAACUGGAGCCGGAGGAAGAGGCGACCCUGUAUAUGUAGGGAGUGAGAGAGACGGGGAGGGUGGGUCACAGAGAAAGAUGGGUGUUGUGAGUUACCCUCGACCGGGAGGGGGUGUAGGGGCCGGGGGUU
Amblyraja radiata (thorny skate) is the source of this 1326-nucleotide messenger RNA. RefSeq names its product transcription cofactor vestigial-like protein 2. The transcript has 4 exons. The record is from RefSeq and is a predicted model, not a curated record. NCBI's taxonomy places the organism in Eukaryota, Metazoa, Chordata, Chondrichthyes, Rajiformes, Rajidae. Gene Ontology annotation, biological process: regulation of DNA-templated transcription. The coding region runs from base 173 to 841 and encodes 222 amino acids. Gene Ontology annotation, cellular component: nucleus.